Molecule: messenger RNA, 4663 nt
Organism: Vicugna pacos (alpaca)
Lineage: Eukaryota; Metazoa; Chordata; Mammalia; Artiodactyla; Camelidae
Gene: TBX20
Product: T-box transcription factor 20
Biological process (GO): positive regulation of DNA-templated transcription; cell fate specification; regulation of transcription by RNA polymerase II
Cellular component (GO): chromatin; nucleus
Molecular function (GO): DNA-binding transcription factor activity, RNA polymerase II-specific; RNA polymerase II cis-regulatory region sequence-specific DNA binding
Source: RefSeq, a predicted model, not a curated record
GGAUCGCCGCUGCCAGCAAAUUAAGGCGCAGGGCUGCGAACGUCGGGGCGCAGUGUCCUCCGUGCCCCGCCGCGCUCGCACGGCCAAGCUCGGGCUCCCAGGCAUCCGCCCGUCUCAGCGGCACUCGGCCGCUCCGACAGUCCCCAGAGUGCGGAGGGAAGGAGCACGCGGAGGGGGUGCUGCUGGACCCCUGGGCUUUGCGCAGUUGAUGCUCGUGUUCAGCUUACGGCGGCGCAGCCUGUGGUCCAGCGGAGCGCCUCGGUGCUUGCGCACCUGGUUGAGCCCGUGGUUGGUCCUCUCUCGUCUUCUCCGGCUAGUUCAAAGUCUCUGCGGCUCCAGGGCUCUUGCAGUGGGGGAGAAGAGAAGCCAGUGUGGAGCUCUUGGACGGUUGGGACUGACUCAUCUGGAGUCCCGGGCUCCCCUGUGACUGCAUUCGGAAACUUUGCGCUGUUUCGGUCUUUGUCUCCCUUGGGGAAGCUGGACGGCAGUUCGGCAGACCCGGUCCCUGGCCGGGACCGCGCACAGGGGGCCAUGGAGUUCACGGCAUCGCCCAAGCCCCAGCUUUCCUCCAGGGCCAACGCCUUCUCCAUCGCCGCGCUGAUGUCAAGCGGCGGCUCCAAAGAGAAGGAAGCUACGGAGAACACAAUCAAACCCCUGGAACAAUUUGUUGAGAAGUCAUCCUGCGCUCAGCCCCUCAGCGAGCUGACCAGCCUAGACGCUCAUGGGGAGUUUGGUGGCAGCGGCGCUGGCAGCAGCAGCCCAUCCUCCUCUCUGUGCACCGAGCCACUGAUCCCCACUACCCCGAUCAUCCCCAGUGAAGAAAUGGCCAAAAUUGCCUGCAGCCUGGAGACCAAGGAGCUCUGGGACAAAUUCCAUGAGCUGGGCACAGAGAUGAUCAUCACCAAGUCUGGCAGGAGGAUGUUUCCUACCAUCCGGGUGUCCUUUUCCGGUGUGGAUUCUGAGGCCAAGUACAUAGUCCUGAUGGACAUCGUCCCGGUGGACAACAAGAGGUACCGCUAUGCCUACCACCGGUCCUCCUGGCUGGUGGCUGGCAAAGCAGACCCGCCACUGCCAGCCAGGCUGUAUGUACACCCAGAUUCUCCUUUUACUGGUGAGCAACUACUCAAACAGAUGGUGUCUUUUGAAAAGGUGAAACUCACCAACAAUGAACUGGAUCAACAUGGCCAUAUAAUUUUGAAUUCAAUGCAUAAGUACCAGCCACGGGUGCAUAUCAUUAAGAAGAAAGACCACACAGCCUCAUUGCUCAAUCUGAAAUCUGAAGAAUUCAGAACAUUCAUCUUUCCAGAGACAGUUUUUACGGCAGUCACUGCCUAUCAGAAUCAACUGAUAACCAAGCUGAAAAUAGACAGUAACCCUUUUGCCAAAGGAUUCCGGGACUCCUCCAGGCUCACUGACAUUGAGAGGGAAAGUGUGGAGAGCCUGAUUCAAAAGCAUUCCUAUGCCCGCUCACCCAUCCGUACCUAUGGAGGAGAAGAGGAUGUGCUGGGGGAUGACGUUCAGACAACACAGAAUCGAGGAUCAGCUUUUACAACAUCUGAUAAUCUAUCUCUCAGCUCCUGGGUAUCAUCUUCAUCCAGUUUUCCUGGAUUUCAGCACCCACAGUCCCUGACUGCUCUUGGCACCAGCACAGCAUCCAUAGCGACACCCAUUCCUCACCCCAUACAGGGCUCUCUGCCACCAUACAGCCGACUUGGGAUGCCUCUGACCCCAUCGGCCAUUGCCAGCUCCAUGCAGGGGAGUGGCCCGACAUUCCCCUCAUUCCACAUGCCCCGGUACCAUCACUACUUUCAGCAGGGGCCCUAUGCUGCUAUCCAAGGACUGCGCCAUUCCUCUGCUGUGAUGACGCCAUUUGUAUGACUCUUCUAAAGAUAGGAGAAUCCAGAUCCAGAAUGUGCAAAAAUGGGUAUGGAAAUAUAGGACAGGGUUGGGUGGGUGGGAUGUGGGGUGUUGGAGCAGGGGCUCUCCAGGAGACAUGGGACCUAUUCAAGAGGAGAGCUGGACUCACAAUAAAACCUACCACUGAGGGAAAGCACCAUGGACCAGGAUUCAUCUGCAGAUGGGGGACAGCUCUUGGGUUCGAGAGAAAAUCAGUGUAAAGUUCUUAGCUAGCCUAAGUCCUGCAACUAAUAGGAUAUCAAUUUAACCAGAAAGUUUAAUAAUGCAAGGCAGAUGAAUCUUAAGGUGCAUUAUUCCUAGUGGUUAAAAAUGCUGUGUUGAUGCAGUAAUGUAUAAAAAAAUCAAUGUGUAUAGGUUUUCUUCCUACUUCCCACAGAUUACAAGAACCUUCAAAGAGGCAAUACUAUAAAACAUAGCUACCAUAAUGCAUAAUGACUAACUUAAGUCCAUUUCUCCCUGUAGAAAUGAGAGCCAAUAGAGAAAUAUUUGUAGUGCUGUAGUUUAAGCAUGUUUAGUUUUCCUUUGUGUUAGUUUGCUGGAGAAGGAGCUGAGAUAAUGCUAAAGCACCCUAUUUUGUGGAUGAAUAGGUGAUAAUGACUUCAUAAGGUUCUUUUUGUAAUAUUGAAGGGCCAGUACCUGACAAGUUCAUUCUCACAGUCUUAUCUUCUUUCUUCCUAAUUCUCUUCCUUGCAAUUACUUGACACUUAUGUAGGAAAAAUCUUCCAUAUACAAUUAUGAAGCAAGAAGCUCUAUAUGUUACAUUGUAAAACUGAGGUUUUAUUUUUCUGGGCUGCAUUCUAAAUAUACCACUGACCUUAUUCACUGAGGAACACUUUAAAGUCUCUACACAAUGACAUGUGAGACUCACAGCUACAAUAAAAAAUGGUUGCCCUAUUCUGAAAGGAAUUUUUCUGCCAUGGGUACCAAAAACUCCUUCAUUUUUACUUCAGCUUUGGGAGACCUUAUGGAUGUUAAAAUGCACCAGGCCAAAUUCUCAUUCUCAAUAAAUCUGCUUUGUUGUUUGAUUAUCUGCUGCCACUGACUGACAAGGAUUUAUGAAUGACCAUUCUAAAUGCCCAUACAGCCACCACUUGACCUAUGGUUAUGAAAAGUUAUAUGUCCACAUAUCUGAUUUGUCCUUUUUUUCUUACUGUGUUAUAUUCAGUGACUCUACCAUUUUUAUAGAUCCAUAAUAUGAAAUUGCAUCUUCACUCAGUGACACCCUGACUAAACAUUGGCAGUGCUUAUAAGUAAAUCUAAAGCAUUUAUCAACUUUAUUUUCAACUCAUGCUAUCUUCUUAAGCCUUCUUUUAAUAUUUAUAAUAGUAAUUAACUAUAUUGUAAUUAUAUAUAAUAUCUGUAUUAUUUUUGAGCCAUAUAUAUCUAAUAAGCAUUUACAAUCAGAGAAGUACAUUUGGAAUUUUGCAACAGUCCAUUUCCUUAAUAACAGAGAUUUAAUGAAGCUUAUAGUCCUUCAACUCUAGACAUAAUACAUGCUAGCUACAAGAUUUAACCUGUCUUCUUCACAAAGUUCCCCAAAACUCUUAAUUUAAUUUUUAUGUAAUAUUCAUUCUACUCUGUUCUGACUACAAAAUACUGAUUCUAUUCAAGAAGAUGGGAAAUCUUGCUGCUGAGAGUAGAGGUGUAUUUGGAAGUAAAUGUAAUGUAUUUAUCACAUCAGACUCAAGUGGGAUUUUAUUUGGUUGUUUUAAUGUUAGGCUUUGCCAUAUCAAAUGCUUUUCUUGGGCAUUUCCAGCCUAUGAAACAAGGCAAAUGGCAUAGCCUGCCUACGUGAUGUCAUUGAUGAACUUUGCAAUUGUCUUUCUCCACUGCAUCCCAAAGUUCAGUUAUGGAGAGGCUCCAGCUGUGUUAACAAAACAUCUCAAAGUCCUGUGGUAGACACUAUAGGCUUAUUUCUAACUUCUUGCAUGUUAUACUAUAGUAGCCACAGGUAGUUCGUUUUCAAACACAGCACAGAUGUGCAUUUCUUUAAAAAAGCAGUUAUGUAUAAUGUUUAAAGUAGAUAUCCGUAGAGCAUAGACUAGGGAUUUAAUAUUUAAUAGUUGACCUGUUGUCAGUGCUCCUUUUAAUACGGACUACUGCUGCUUAAAGCAGGAAUAACAAAAGUAAAUACUAUUUUACAUGAUGCUACUUAAUACCCUGAUAAACUACUGUCCUACUAAAGUGAAUCCAUAUCUGGAUUUUCUUUUCAAUAAGAAUGAAAGGAUCAUUUUAAUGCUAUUUUUACAUUUGCCCAAUUGGUGUGUCUCAAAGUAGGUUUACAUAUUUUUGUUCAAUAUGGUUUUAUAUCAGUAUUUCCUGACUUCAUAACUUUAUUUUGAAUUAAUCAAUAUAAGACUAAAAAUAAGUAGCACGCUUAGAGAAAAGCAAAGACUAAAACAUCUUGGAAAAAAUAAUACCUGAAAUUCUAAAUUGGAUACAUUUUUAAAGUAUUUGGUACUAUCUGAACAAGAAAGAAGAAGCACAAGUGAAAUGGAGCUUAACCUGAUCAGUUACUCUAGUCAUGGGAACCAGGGGUAGAUAUAUGCACCACCAGGGUAUUUCUGAGCUAUUCUGCUUGUUGAUAACUCCUUGGGUAUUUAAGAUUUAAACUCUAAAAUCUCUUUUACCAAAAGCAAUUGCAAAACCUAGAUAUUUAGUGGGAAAGCAAACUGAAUAAUAAAAGAGCAUGAGUUAUAGUAUAUUUGGAAUAAAGUAAAGGUUCCCGCAGGCAUAUCACAGUAUC